Messenger RNA from Neurospora tetraspora, 450 nucleotides. RefSeq lists its product as uncharacterized. The transcript has a single exon. The record is from RefSeq and is a predicted model, not a curated record. NCBI's taxonomy places the organism in Eukaryota, Fungi, Ascomycota, Sordariomycetes, Sordariales, Sordariaceae. The annotation marks the transcript as partial.
UCAACCUUGCCAGUAUCGAGAAGCAGCUUAACAACCGCCUCAUGCCCAUUCUUUGCCGCCAUAUGCAAUGCUGUCCGUCCAUCCUCAUCCUUAGGAUCUGGGUCAACCUUGUCGGUAUCGAGAAGCAGCUUAACAACCGCCUCAUGCCCAUUCUCCGCCGCCAUAUACAGCGGUGUCCGUUCAUCCCGGCCCUUAGGAUCUGGGUCAACCUUGCCAGUAUCGAGAAGCAGCUUAACUACCCCUUCCUGCCCAUUCUCUGCCGCUAUAUGCAGCGCUAUCCGUGUAGCCCCGUCCCAAGCAUUGGCGUCAACCUUGCCAGUAUCGAGAAGGAGCUUAACAACCGCUUCAUGCCCCUUCUCUGCCGCCAUAUGCAGCGCUUUCCGUUCAGCCCCAUCCUUAGCAUCUGCAUUAACCUUGCCAGUAUCAAGAAGCAGCUUAACAACUGCCUCA